Penicillium salamii is the source of this 600-nucleotide messenger RNA. Lineage: Eukaryota; Fungi; Ascomycota; Eurotiomycetes; Eurotiales; Aspergillaceae. The record is from the annotation of a GenBank genome assembly.
AUGUUGUCUCUCGUCCUCACAGUGUUCUUUGUGAAUGUCGCAAUCUACCUAGUCAACACGAUCGGUGCCAGCACCAUCGACCAGCUGUUAUGGCUACUAUACCUCCGCCUGCCGACGCCGACAUCGCGAACAGCUCGCAAGCAGCAACAACUGAAGCGAGCGGUGCUUGAACAAAAGCGCGAAAUGAACAACACAAGCUCCCAGGACGAAUUUGCCAAGUGGGCGAAAGCGCGCCGACGCCAUGACAAGACCCUGGAGGAAUACGAGGCGCUGAACAAGGACCUCACAUCUCAAAAAUCCUCCUUCGACUGGACCGUCAAGAUCGCCCGCUGGCUCAGCACAAACGGACUGAAGAUCUUCCUUCAGUUCUGGUACUCGAAGACUCCAGUGUUCCCGCUGCCAGCUGGCUGGUUCCCUUACUAUGCGGAAUGGAUUGUGUCGUUCCCUCGCGCGCCUUUGGGAUCUGUCAGUAUCCAGGUCUGGAGCAAUGUGUGUGCUGCGGCGAUUGCGCUUGCUGCGGAGGUUGUGGGAGCUCUGUUUGUCCGGAUUGUAGGACAGGCACAGGCCAAACCCGUCCAGGCUGAGGCCAAGGCUCAGUAA